Messenger RNA from Ceratosolen solmsi marchali, 947 nucleotides. RefSeq names its product circadian clock-controlled protein. The record is from RefSeq and is a predicted model, not a curated record. Gene Ontology annotation, biological process: multicellular organismal reproductive process. The transcript has 4 exons. Lineage: Eukaryota; Metazoa; Arthropoda; Insecta; Hymenoptera; Agaonidae. The coding region runs from base 103 to 870 and encodes 255 amino acids.
GCGACGCACGCACUCCUCUUGACGAGAGCGCGCGUUGUUCUGAGUGCGCGCUGGCACCUCCUCGCGCACGUCCACUCGACUCACCGACCCACCUCCAUCAGCAUGUUCGGCAACCUCGGGCUCGCGGCAGCGACGGCGGCGGCGAUGGCCGUCCUCUGCCUCCUCCAGCCAUCCCUGGCCAAACUGCCGCCGGGCGUUACCGUCUGUCCGCGCUCUGACUCGCCCAUCCAGUACAACAAAUGCAUCCUCCAGCAACUCCAGGCCAUCACGCCCUUCCUGGCCAAAGGUAUACCGGCCAUACGACUGCCGGCCCUCGAUCCCCUACAGCUUCCCUCUCUCACCGUCGAUCGUAACCUCGAGGCCCUCAAAAUCAAAGCCAACAUGAGCAACAUUCAAGUUUUCGGGGGUUCUAACUACCUCGUCGACGACCUCAACGCCGACCCCAACGACCUCACCGUCUACAUCAAAGUCCAGAUCCCCUACGUGCACGUCAGGGGAAACUACGACGUCCAAGGCCGACUACUUUUACUCCCGCUCAGCGGCGUCGGCAAUUUUAAGGGAAACUUCACGAAUACGGAGGUCCGAGUGAACGCCCGAGGGAAAGAAGUCGCCGAUAAUAAUGGCGUGAAGCGUAUCGAAAUCGAUAAGCUCCAGACGAAAAUUCGCGUCGGCGAUGGGAAUAUAAAACUGAAAGCGCCUCGCAGUCAUACAUUGACGGCCGAGGCAGCAGCCACUUUCUUCAACGCGAAUCCUAGGCUCGUUCUGGACAUUGCAAGUCCCAUUAUCGAAGACACAGCUACGACAAUUAGCAAAGCGCUCACAGCGAGAGCUCUAAGUGCUUUCACCAAAGACGAAUUAGUACCGAAGUAGUUCAGCCACGUUUCAGUUUUCUUUUGUUACCAUCUCUCUUUCUUAUUCAACUGUUAUUAUUAUUUUUCUUUUCUUUC